Molecule: messenger RNA, 1929 nt
Organism: Bombina bombina (fire-bellied toad)
Lineage: Eukaryota; Metazoa; Chordata; Amphibia; Anura; Bombinatoridae
Gene: SLC13A2
Product: solute carrier family 13 member 2
Exons: 12
Coding region: 42-1859 (605 amino acids)
Biological process (GO): monoatomic anion transmembrane transport
Cellular component (GO): membrane
Molecular function (GO): transmembrane transporter activity
Source: RefSeq, a predicted model, not a curated record
CAGUCUACCCUCCAUUAGUCAGCAAUAUCUUCACUAGUAAGAUGGUUUCCUCACUGCGAUGGCUCUUAGCAAACAGGAAUUAUUUUAUCAUCUAUCUGACACCUCUGCUACUUAUAGCACUGCCACUUGUGGUGGACACAAAGGAAGCAAAAUGUGGCUUUGUAAUGAUCAUCAUGGCGAUAUUUUGGUGCACAGAAGCCCUGCCUCUGGCAAUCACAGCACUCUUUCCAGCUGUGCUGUUCCCAAUGAUGGGUAUCAUGGACUCAACAGAGGUUUGCAAUCAAUAUCUGAAGGACACCACUAUGCUUUUUAUUGGGGGGCUGUUGGUGGCAAUUGCAGUUGAGAAAUGGAAUUUGCACAGACGUAUAGCGCUGAGGGUGCUGCUGAUCGUUGGAGUCAAACCUCCUCUCCUGCUUCUCGGAUUCAUGGCAGUUACAGCUUUUAUAUCAAUGUGGCUAUGUAAUACAGCUACAACAGCCAUGAUGUUUCCUAUAGCACAAGCUGUACUACAACAACUAGACACCUCAGAUGAUGAGUUAGAAGAAUGUAAAACUGACAGCAAGAACAACAUAAAAAAGAAAGAAAGUUAUCUAAAUGGGACUGAAAACCAAGGGCUUCCUGAUGGGACAAUGAACCAGGCCUUUGAAUUAAGCGCUGAUGAUCCUACUCUAACCAUAUCAGAUAAAGAAAGUAAAGGCAUAAUUGCUAUGAAAGUCAACACAGAAGAACUGAAAAAAGAGAAGCAAAUACAGAAAAAGCACAAACAGCUUUGCAAAGCAUUGAGCCUUUCUGUCUGUUAUUCUGCAAGUAUUGGGGGCCUUGGAACAUUGACUGGCACCACACCUAACCUUGUGAUGAAAGGACAAAUGGACGAACUCUUUCCCCAGAACAACAACAUCGUCAAUUUUGCCUCAUGGUUUGGCUUUGCUUUCCCCGCAAUGAUUGUGCUACUUUUUCUCUGCUGGAUCCUACUACAGGUCGUGUUCUUUGGUGUUAAAUUCUAUAAGAAUUUUGGUUGUGGUUGGAACCCAGAAGAAAAGGAAGAAGAAAAGCGAAUGUUUCAGGCCGUGUCUGCACAACACAAGAAGUUGGGUUCUAUGACCUUUGCAGAGAUCUCUAUAUCAGUGCUGUUUGUUUUGUUAGUGCUAUUGUGGCUUACAAGAGACCCAGGAUUCAUAUCAGGCUGGGCAACUGUCAGCUUCAACCGCAACAAAAACUUUGUUACAGAUGCAACAGUAGCCAUACUUGUGUCAGUCCUGAUGUUUUUCUUCCCCUCUGAAUUACCCUCUUUGAAGUGUGACAACACAGAACAUAAGACAAAGGCACAUGGGUCUCCUCCUAUACUUGACUGGAAGACAGUGAACCAGAAGAUGCCUUGGAGUAUUGUCAUCCUGCUGGGAGGUGGCUUUGCUCUGGCCAAAGGCAGUGAGGUAUCUGGAUUAUCAAAAUGGCUGGCAAAAAGCUUGGCCCCAUUGCAGAGCAUCCCUCCUGCAGCCACUGUAGUAGUGUUGUGCCUUCUUAUUGCCACCUUCACUGAAUGUACAAACAACGCAGCGACUACUACACUGUUCCUGCCUAUUGUAGCAUCCAUGGCGAAGGCGAUUAAGAAGAACCCAUUAUAUGUCAUGCUUCCAUGCACACUAUCUGCACAGUUGGCUUUCAUGUUGCCAGUGGCCACACCACCUAACUCAGUAGUCUUCUCAUAUGGGCAUCUCAAAGUUAUUGAUAUGGUCAAAGCCGGAUUCGUCCUAAAGAUACUUGGAGUUCUGACCAUCACGCUGGCCAUCAACGCCUGGGCUUUUCAAAUAUUUGAUCUGGGUACUUUUCCUUCCUGGGCAAAUGUCACAAGUCUGCAUUAAAAUCAAUUACAUUUAAGAAAAUAAAAUAAUAUUCAUUAAAGGGACACUAAACCCAAAUGUUUUCUUUCAU